Molecule: messenger RNA, 3195 nt
Organism: Pyrus x bretschneideri (Chinese white pear)
Lineage: Eukaryota; Viridiplantae; Streptophyta; Magnoliopsida; Rosales; Rosaceae
Product: protein PAT1 homolog 1
Exons: 5
Coding region: 258-2672 (804 amino acids)
Biological process (GO): P-body assembly; deadenylation-dependent decapping of nuclear-transcribed mRNA
Cellular component (GO): P-body
Molecular function (GO): RNA binding
Source: RefSeq, a predicted model, not a curated record
UCCUCCCCCUCUCUCUCUCUCUAAUAUCCCUCUCAGAAGAGAGAGGGGUUAACCCUUUUUGCCGAAUUUGACCCUCGGAUUCCCUUCGAUUUACACUCCCUUGCCAUCCCCCCAUUUUCUUCCCUCGACCGCGUAAUCUCCUACUGAAGCCUCCAAGUCCCGGCGCGUUUUGCUGUUUGUGCUGAUCCGGACCAAUACGGCGUAAUUUUUGCUUCUGCGGCGGAGCUUCGGGUUGUGGUUUUGGUCCGUCUGUUAAUAUGGAGAGAUCUAAUGGCACAGAUUUCAGGGACGUGCUUGAGAGUUCCUCGUCAGAGAAUAAACUCUUUGAUGCAUCACAAUAUGAGUUUUUCGGUCAAAAUGUGGUGGAUGAAGUUGAGUUGGGGGGUUUGGACUAUGAGGAAGGCAGAAAACCUUUGUUUGGGCCUGCUGAUAAUGAGUACCAUUUAUUUGAGAAGGAUGAGGCUCUUGGUUUGGGAUCUUUAUCUGACAUAGAUGAUCUGGCAAGCACUUUUGCAAAGUUAAACAAAGUUGUAACAGGACCAAGACAUCCAGGUGUUAUUGGAGACAGAGGUUCAGGAUCCUUUUCAAGAGAAAGUUCAUCAGCUACUGAUUGGGCCCAAGACGGAGAUUUCAAUAACUGGUUAGAUCAGCAUAUGUUUGAUACAGAAUUUUCCGAGGAAGGAAAGAGGUGGUCAUCACAGCCGCAACCUUCUUCUGCUCGAUUUUCAGAAUCAAAACAACCAAAACCUUUGUACAGAACAUCGUCAUACCCAGACCAGCAGCCAGUCCAGCAUCACUUCUCCAGUGAACCAAUUGUACCGCCCAAGUCAGCAUUCACAUCAUUCCCUCCUCCUGGAAACAAGUCCCCGCAGGGCUCACCACAUCAGCUGAAUCUUUCUGCUCUUGUGGGUGGUUCCCAGUUGCCUUUUUCUGCACCAAACCUUUCUCCUUUAUCUAACUCUAAUCUUCAUAUGGCCGGUUUACCUCAUGGGUUGCAUUAUGGAGGGAACAUGCCUCAGUUUGCCAACCCUAGCCUUCCUUUCAAUAGCAGGUCACAGAAUCAUUGGGUUACGCAUGCUGGAAUAUUGCAUGGCGAUCAUUCCAGCCUCAGAAACAAUAUGUUGCAGCAACAGCUCCCUCAUCAAAAUGGACUCCUUUCCCCACAAUUACUGUCAGCUCAGCAGCAGCUACAACAGCAGAGAUUGCACCAUUCGGUUCAGCCAUCUUUGGCCCAUUUUGCUGCAAUGCAGUCUCAAUUUUAUGGUACUCACCCUUCUUCAUCACAUAAGUCAAUGCAUGGGUUGUCUGACAUAAGUAAUCAUAGACCAAAAAGAGGAAAACAUCGUUUUUCUCAAGGCUCUGAUACUGGUAGUCAGAAAAGUGAGAGUGGGUGGAUCCAGUUCAGGUCUAAGCACAUGACAUCUGAAGAGAUAGAGAGUAUUCUUAAAAUGCAGCAUGCUGCAACACACAGCAAUGACCCUUAUAUUGAUGAUUAUUACCACCAGGCAAGUCUUUCCAAAAAAGCAGCUGGCUCGCGGUCAAAACAUCCUUUUUGCCCAUCUCAUCUUAGAGAGUUCCCUUCCCGCGGCCGUAAUAGUACUGAUCAGCAUACUCAUAGUUCUGUCGACGCUCUUGGGAGAAUUCCCCUUGCUUCCAUACGUAGGCCUCGCCCCCUCCUUGAAGUUGACCCUCCCCCUGGUUCUGGCGAUGGCGAGCAGGUCUCUGAGAAGCCUCUGGAGCAGGAACCCAUGCUUGCUGCUAGAAUUGCCGUUGAGGAUGGGCUUUGUCUCCUUCUUGAUGUUGAUGAUAUUGAUCGACUGCUACAGCAUGGUCAGCCCCAAGAUGGUGGGGUUCAACUCAGGCGAAGGCGGCAAAUACUGCUGGAGGGGUUGGCUGCAUCACUUCAGCUUGUCGACCCACUUGGUAAAGGCAGCCACUCAGCGGGGCUGGCUCCAAAGGAUGACAUAGUGUUCCUACGUUUAGUUUCUCUUCCUAAGGGGCGAAAGCUCCUUUCUAAGUUUAUUCAGCUUCUCUUCCCUGGUAGUGAGCUUGCCCGUAUUGUGUGUAUGACAGUAUUCCGUCAUUUAAGGUUUUUGUAUGGUGGCCUACCUGCAGAUCCUGGAGCUGCUGAGACAACUAGUAAUCUUGCAAAGAGAGUUUCUACAUGUGUAAAUGGUAUGGAUCUUCGUGCGUUAAGUGCUUGUCUUGUUGCAGUAGUUUGUUCAUCAGAGCAGCCACCGCUCCGACCCCUUGGAAGCCCUGCUGGAGAUGGGGCCACUAUUAUCCUAAAAUCUGUUCUUGAAAGGGCAACUGUACUCUUAAGCGACCCUCACGCUGCUGGGAGCUGUAGCAUUUCUAACCGUGCCCUUUGGCAGGCAUCAUUCGAUGAAUUUUUCGGUCUUCUCACUAAGUAUUGCCUGAGUAAGUAUGAAACUAUAGUACAGUCAAUAUUUACGCAGAGUCAGCAAAGCACAGAAGCUAUUGGUUCAGAGGCAACCAAGGCGAUACAUCGUGAAAUGCCUGUGGAGCUUCUGCGUGCUAGUCUUCCUCACACAGAUGAGCGUCAACGGAAGCUUUUGUCAGAUUUUGCUCAUCGAUCAAUGCCCAUUUCUGGUCUUAAUGGCCAUGGCGGGAACGGAGGUCAAAUGAACUCUGAAUCAGUGAGGGGAUAGUUGAGGACUGCGAGUUGUCUGGGAAGGUUUGUGAAAAAUAUAAUCUUUCACCGGCAAUUCUAUGGCGGAGGUCAUAUGCAUUUACAAAGUGAAUCUGCUGGGAAUGUGGCAGGCUGGUGUGCCGGGGGUGGCACACUUGUGCGUGCAUCCCCAUCGAAGUAAUUUUAAAGGCUUCGCUUUAAUUUGUUGCUUAACUUUUUACUGUUCCGAAGUUGAAGAAAACAUGUGAUGCUCGGUUUGAUGAUGAAUGUCAUGCAAUGCAUAAAAUGUGUAAUAUGAUUCUGGACGUGAUGGGACGGGGACGGGGUCGGGAAGUUUCUGAGUCUGCAAGUUGGUUCUUCUGGGGAGCUUUAUUUUGGUGCUCUGUUGAACUGGAAGCAUAGGGAUAGAGAUGAUGUACAGAGUGUAGUCUCACAUAAACCCUCAAAACUCCUUUUGUUCCAGUUCUCUCAAUUUCUCCCGAAUUUCUAAUUCAGUUAUGUAUCUCUCUGUUAGCCAGCUUAUUAGGAUCCGCAUUACAUUC